Molecule: messenger RNA, 559 nt
Organism: Periconia digitata
Lineage: Eukaryota; Fungi; Ascomycota; Dothideomycetes; Pleosporales; Periconiaceae
Source: the annotation of a GenBank genome assembly
ACCCCGAUGACAUCUCCACAUGCUGCAGCUACAGCGCCGAAGAUGGAAACUAACCUACAUAUAUUGCUCUCUGUAACUAAAACCCUGCCAGACAGCAUCAGGUUCAUAAAGUCAAGAGUUGGAAAACGAAAAAAAACUACUCACUGUAGGGAGUCUAUAACUCGUCACCCCGUCAAGAUAGAUAAACAAUUCAGCUAGUAUGCUCGAAAAUCACACAAGAUCAAAAGUCUCACAAAGAUCUCAUCAUAUUCACACGAAUUCAAGAAACAAUCUUGAUCAUAAUACAAAACUACUCACAGGAAACAACCGUACACGCUACCCAGAAAUAAAGGAAAAAUUCGCUAACAAAAUGAAAAACACUACUUCUACCUAUUCACCCAUCACUCAACACCUCCUCCCCCGUCCCCCCAUCAGCCCUCCCAUUCCGCCCAUCCCUCCACCCAUUCUUCGUCCCCCUCCUAUACCACCGCCCAUUCCCCCACCCAUCCUACGCCCUCCACCCAUCAUGCCGCCGCCAAUUUGGCCCAUGGGAGGACCGCCUCCGCCGUGGUGGUGGUGA